This is a messenger RNA of Chlamydomonas reinhardtii, 1741 nucleotides long. RefSeq lists its product as uncharacterized. The coding region runs from base 200 to 1447 and encodes 415 amino acids. Lineage: Eukaryota; Viridiplantae; Chlorophyta; Chlorophyceae; Chlamydomonadales; Chlamydomonadaceae. The record is from RefSeq and is a predicted model, not a curated record. The transcript is spliced from 4 exons.
GUAAACUGCAUGCGUUGUCUACGAGCUGCUCUUGACACGCCCUGUUCCAGGUUGUCAGUUUCUUUUGCUUGGUUCUUUUUACGAUCUUACAAUUGCGCUGUCUUGACACGUAAUCAAAUAUCACACAACAGCCUGCGGCAAUCCUUGGCGUGCGAGUUCGGGCACUGGUGUCGCUGAUUUAGGACGUCCGCGAGUGGAGAUGCAGCGGACGCUUCGAUCACUGGCAACUCGGUGUGCCGGGGCCAUCACUGGCAGCACCGCGCAAACAGGAGCCAGCGGCUGUAUAAAGGCUGAGGCUGGUGUCUCAACCUCUGCGCUUAGCGGCCUCAUCAGUCAGGACGCCAUCCAUGGGCUUUGUCCUCGAGGCGCAGCCUUCGCGUCCCUUGCUAGCAGCGGCGUCAGCGCCGCGGCCGGCGCCGGGCCUGCGUCGCAGCUUCGGGCGGGAGCACCACUGUCCUGCCUGUGGCUGCUGGCGUUGGCGCCGUCGCGGACAGGCCUAGCAGCAACUGCCUCGUCGUCUUCUUCCUGCGGGGCAUGCGGCUCGCAUUCCUCCACCUCCAGCCCCUUCGCGCCGCUGCCCGCAUCCGCCGCGGGCCUGCGCCACUACGCGAAGGCCGCCAAGGGCGGCGCCGCCGCCGCGCCCGCGGCGCCCUCCGGCCCCAAGCGGCCACGCACCAGCACCACCAAGCUGUACUCCUGCCGUAACGACCGGCUGCGGCACACACACGAGCAGAUCUGGCCCACGCUACAGCUCACGGAGUACGAGCAGGCCAUGUUCAAACGCAACAGCCGCCUUUUCGUUGUCGACAUGGGCCGAUCGCUGUCGCUCCGCGACAAGUUCCGCAUGGGCGCCUACGAGCCGGCCACCGCGGCCUCCACUGGUGCGGCGGCGGAGGAGGCGGGCGGCGCCGGCGCGGGCGAUGCGCUGGUGCCGGCGGCGGGCGGGGCGUCGUACCGGCGUGUGCCGUAUUGGCAGGCCCGCAGCCUGCUGCACGAAUCCAACCUGCACCUUGACGCGCUGGGCGAGAACCCCAGGUAUCUGCGGCUGCGGCGCGUGGGGUCGCUGUUUGCCACUAAGCUGCAGAACGUGCGCAAGCUGCGGCUGCUGCUUGGCUUCCAGCGCCGCGGGUUCGUGCAGAAGCUGUACGAGCACUCGCUGCUGGCGCGCGGCUCCGACCGCAUGUGGAAGAUGGUGUGCGCCAUGGAGGCCACGCUCCCCAUGACCGUCACCCGCAUGGGGCUGGCGGAGGACGUGGUGGGGGCCGCGACGGCGAUCCGGAACGACAAGAUAUACGUGAACGGCAAGCAGCCGGUGAUGCCGCGCAAGGGGCUGCUGGAGCCCGGGGACGUGGUGGGGCCGGCGGCGGGCGGCGCGGCGUACCUGCGCAAGCGCGUCGCACGCAGCAUGGAGCCGCUGGCGUCGGUGGUGACGCGGGACUAUGUUUGAGGUGGUCAAGGGUUGGCCGAAGCGGCAUCAGCCUGCAAAGCCCGGUUGCGAAUGCGGCGGUAGCGGUAUGGAACGGCGCGCUGAGCAAGAGCUUGGAUGGGCAGCGCGCAUGGUUGAGACAACAAGUGCAACUGGUGAUUUUGAUUGAUUCAAUGGACUCGGCCAUGGAGCGAGGCUCAAUGUAAGUCCUGAGUCCAAAUGAUUACCUGGUAGCAAUUGGUGCUGCGACCCAGCGACCGGCGGUCGCGGCGCGUCGCUCACCCUGGACCGAAACUUCAGUCCGCUAGUCUAAAU